Asparagus officinalis (garden asparagus) is the source of this 1131-nucleotide messenger RNA. RefSeq names its product protein FAR1-RELATED SEQUENCE 5-like. NCBI's taxonomy places the organism in Eukaryota, Viridiplantae, Streptophyta, Magnoliopsida, Asparagales, Asparagaceae. Bases 1 to 1131 code for a protein of 376 amino acids. The record is from RefSeq and is a predicted model, not a curated record. Gene Ontology annotation, biological process: regulation of DNA-templated transcription. Gene Ontology annotation, molecular function: zinc ion binding. The transcript has a single exon.
AUGAAAGCAAAAUAUGAAGAUAAGAUUUCUACAUAUUUUGAUAAGUGGUACCGAGCUAGAACUAUUCAUAAUUGUGAGGAACGUUGGAAGAUUUUGAAGGAGAAAUUUAAUAUAAAUGAGAAUGUAGAUAGUUGGCUGACGAGAAUGUAUAGAUUGCAUGCACACUGGGUAGAUGCAUAUUUGAAAGAUAUAUUUUGGGUAGGAAUGACAACUAGUCAGAGGAGUGAAAGUAUCAAUGCUUUUUUUGAUGGUUAUGUAAAUACAAAGACUAGGCUUGUGGACUUUGUAUGCCAAUAUGACAAAGCCUUAGCAAAUCGUCGUGCAUCUGAAUCUCAAGAAGACUUUAUGACAUUGAAUAUCGUGCCUACAAUGUGCCUUCGACAUCCAAUUGAAGUGCAAGUUAGCAAGUUAUAUACUAGGGAGAUCUUCAAAAUAUUCCAAGACGAGCUUACUAAUGGGUUAUCACUUUUUCAUGAAGAAAUGCUAAAGGAAGAGCCAAAAACAAUUUAUCUAGUUGGUGAUUUUUCUGAAGAAAGAGAGAAAUGGGAAGAAGUUACAUAUGACAAAUCUAGAGAGCUUACGGUCAAAUGUUCUUGUGCACUUUUUGAAACUGAUGGGAUCCUUUGUAGUCAUAUAUUGCAUAUCAUAUGGCUUCUUCAGUUGACAGCUAUUCCUGAUAAUUAUAUAUUGCAAAGGUGGAAAAUUGAUGCAAGGCACAAAAACAUUAGAUUUUUUAAUGUUAUGGAUGUAAGAAGCAAUGAAGGUAGCAUGGAUCAGUGCGAUAUUAUUAGAUUGUGGACAAUUCGAGCCAGGUUCAAUGCUACCCUUGAGAUGGCUUCAUGUUUAGCAAAUGUCAUUUCUAUGGUGGAGAGAAUGCUACAAGAUAUCACAUUAUCAGUUGAGAAGGAAGUAAAGCUUAAUGAGAUUCAUAUUACAAACUCUCAAAGUGGAAGUCAAAUUAGUUCAAAUGCAAAUGUAGUAUUGAGAGAUGGUGAAGAAAUUUUAAUUCGUGAUCCUAGUGUCCCAAUCAAAACAAAGGGUCGUCUAAGAGGUGCUAGCAGGUACAAGUCAGGAAUUGAAGAGUCACAAUCGAAAAAGGAUAUAAAACAUCGAAAAUGUGGGAAUUGUUAA